Messenger RNA from Gigantopelta aegis, 2098 nucleotides. RefSeq names its product BTB/POZ domain-containing protein 6-like. The transcript has 3 exons. Gene Ontology annotation, biological process: neurogenesis. The coding region runs from base 339 to 1685 and encodes 448 amino acids. The record is from RefSeq and is a predicted model, not a curated record. Gene Ontology annotation, cellular component: cytosol. NCBI's taxonomy places the organism in Eukaryota, Metazoa, Mollusca, Gastropoda, Neomphalida, Peltospiridae. Gene Ontology annotation, molecular function: protein binding.
ACGACCGCUUAAGACAGAUGGCCGCUGAUUACAGGUUGCCACAUUUACAGUUUUUAAAAUAUAAUAUUAUGUUGUUGUUUCUUUUUUACCAUCUAUACUGCUAAUUUGCUGACUGAACUCGGGGAUGAUCACACGGCUUCUAGCUAGACUGGUGUUUGCUCCUAAUCUUAAAUGAAUAUGAUAUGACAGAACACGACGGUACCAGUUAAAGUGAUCGCGAGCGCUCGCCUUCCUGAACACGUCUUUGCUUUUCCAGGAAACUUCAACACAAUACCAGGAAGUACUAGUAGUUCUCAGUCCAGGUAUUUUAAAGGUAAAUCUAUACUACCGAAGUAAACAUGGCAACCAAAGAAUCCAAAUCUAAAGUCCAGUCAGGUUUUGUUGAUAACUGGCAAAAAGGAAAGUCAGUUACCGAUAGUCUCAGUUAUUCAUUGGAGGAAAAGAUUCUGUGUGACGUCACGUUCAUGGUGGGAGAAAAUCGGAAGCGUAUACAAGCUCACAGGUUGAUACUGAGUCUGCGUAGUUGUGUCUUCUUGGCGAUGCUGACCGGACCUCUAGCAGAGCAGGAUAACAUUGAAAUCCCGGAUAUCGAUCCUGAUGUUUUUGAUCAGUUUUUGAAGUUCUUGUACACAGAUGACACGUUUAUUGAUGGCAGGAACGUCAUCGGUCUUCUGUAUGCCUCUAAAAAGUAUGACAUUGUCGACCUGGAAAAGAAAUGUCUGAAUUAUAUGGAGUCAUCUCUUACGACGCAUGACGUAUGUACAGUGAUGGAACAGUCACAUCUGUAUAAUGAAGAAGAUUUGAUGAAACAAUGUCUGAAAUAUAUUUGGCAAAAUGGCGAUGCAGUUUUAAAAUCUGAUAGUUUCUGUAACCUCUGUCAUGACUGUUUCACGAAGAUUAUAAAGGCUGAUGAACUAGAAGCAGGCGAGGCGUCUGUUUUUGAAGCAUCUAUUUACUGGAGCGAUGCAGAGUGCAGAAGGCAAGGAAGGGAAGUAACUCCAGAAAAUAGGCGCAAUUUUCUCGGAGAGAGUAUAUACCUGAUUCGGUAUUCUAUACUAGACCCAAAAUAUUUUGACCAGAACGUUUCACCGACACGAUUGUUGACAGAAACUGAAGAAAUUAAGAUUCUCCGAUCUUAUAUCUUUCCAGAUAAAGAUGUUUCACCAUUUACUUCAAAGACUAGGUCCAUUGCUUCAAAAAAACAACACAUUACAGUUAUGCGAUUUGAUGAGUACACUGCCGAUUCACUUCGGCGAAGUGGCAACUGUGAUGAAGGAAUAAUGUUUAGCUUGAACACCAGUGCAGAACUGCAAGGGCUUCGUUUGUAUGGCUCUUAUCCCAUUUCAUCUGGUCCCUUGUCAUACGACGUCAAAACAUCUGUAUGUGACGUUUUAACUGAUACAAUACUACCAGGUUCAUCAAUAUCAAAGACAAUUUCUUCACACGACGUCAUCUACGAUGUAGACUUCCCAAGUCCCAUACCGCUUGUUAAAAAAAGACAGUACAAUCUGAUUGUGAGGAUUAAAGGCACAACGUUUCGGGGGGAGAAUGGAAAAUCAUCUGUGCGUCAUGGCUCUUUCACGUGCUCGUUCUUUGACUACAAACAAUGCAGACAUAGUAGCAAGCAAGUUAAUCAUACUACGGUUGCAACUGGACCGAUAGCAGGUUUAAAACUGUUAAUCUAAAAUUUCAGAAGUACAUGUAUGAACCUUUCUAACACACACACACACACACACACACACACACACACACACACACACACACACACACACAGAACAGAACAGAACUUUAUUACACUCGUGGCCAUCGUUCGAUGACAUGAGAGGAAUACAUAAAUAACAUAGCAUAAACAACAUCAAGAUGACAAUAUCUGAAUAAGAACGAAUAAAACAUAUAUACACAAUAGAAGUCUUAGGAGGAGCAGAAUUGUUUGUUGAUAAUAACAAUAAAUUUACACAAUUUCUUAAGGGUGCCAAUAUUUUUACAACUGAACAGCUUUUUAAAUUUAUAUAUAUUUGGUCUAUUUAUGUAGUACUUUUUAAUAAAUUUAGCCCUUUCCGCUGUAAAUUUUGCACAGAUAAAUAAAUAAUGAAACUCA